UGGGGGGGGGGGGUGGGGGAAAGAAGCGAGAUCAACUGGAGCGGCGGCAGCGGAGAGACCAGAGAGCGAGAGAGUGCGCGGGGGAGAAGGUCUGUUUGUUGUAUGCUGCCCCUCUGACACUAACGUAAACAUAAGGUAAAGAUGGGGCGGCGGCGGCGGCGGAGUGGCGGUGCAGCCCCAGCGCAGCGGAAUGUGAGGCCGGUGCCCGAGAUCUGGAAUUAGGAUGUGGGCGUCAAUGGAAAAGCUGGCAUCUUCCCAUCCCUAGUUGUCUUGAGAAGGUGGUGUUGAGCCACUUUCUUGAUUCGAGUGAUGUUCUAGGCCAUUUCAGCGGGCAAUUAAGAGUUGGUAUGGAACUGGAAUCACAUAUAGGCCAGACCAGACUCCAAUCCAACAUUAAAAACUGGUGCAGGGUGUGAGCAACAAUGACUGAAUAUGGAAUAAAGUGGGCCUGUGAAUACUGCACAUAUGAAAACUGGCCCUCUGCAAUCAAAUGCACCAUGUGUCGUGCGCCAAGACCUAAUGGCACUAUAAUUACUGAAGAUCCAAUCAGGGGCAGCUCAAGUGAUUUGAAUCAAGAUUGGGAUACCACAAGUAUAGAAGGUGGCAGCAGCCCUCUGAUUUGUCCAGACUCUAGUGCUAGACCAAGGGUUAAAUCAUCCUACAAUUCAGAAGGUGCAAGCAAGUGGUCAUGCCACAUGUGUACUUACCUGAAUUGGCCAAGAGCAAUAAGAUGCACUCAGUGUUUGUCCCAACGUCGGACUAGAAGUCCUACGGAGUCCCCCCAGUCAUCUGGUUGUAUUUCAAGACCAGUUCAGGCUUCUCAGGACCCAUGUGAAGAAUAUAAUGACAGAAACAGACUGAACACAAAAGCACUGCAUUGGACAUGCACAGCUUGCACGUAUGAGAACUGUCCUAAGUCUCGAAAAUGUGUAGUCUGUGACUAUCCUAGACCUAAUAAUUUGGAAGCAAUUGAAUUUGCAGAGCCAGAGGAAGCUUCAUCAUUGAUAAAUGAGCAGGACAGGGCUCGAUGGAGGAGCAGUGGCAGUGGUGGCAAUAGUCAGAGGAGAUCUCCUCCUAUACCUAAACGUGAAUCUGCCAUGAAAAUGGACUUUCAGAGAAUUGAGCUGGCACCUGGGGCUGUAGGCAGUAAAGAAGAGCUGGAAGUGGACUUUAAAAGACUCAAACAAAUAAAGAACAGAAUGAAAAGAUCAGAUUGGCUCUUUCUCAAUGCUUGCGUUGAUUCCUGCGUGGCUUUCAACCCUCUCCGAGGUUUCUGCACUGACCUCUCAAACAUCUUUGAUGUUAAUUGCUCCUGCAUUGGUGGCCAAGGAGUAGUAGAAGGGGAUCUGGCUGCAGUAGAAGCUUACAAGUCAUCUGGAAGUGACAUUGCUCGGCAACUUGUAUCAGAUGAAGUUCGCCUGUUGAAUCGUCCUUCAGCUUUUGAUGUAGGUUACACCCUUGUACACCUUGCUAUCCGUUUUCAGAGACAGGACAUGUUGGCAAUUUUGUUGACAGAGGUGUCUCAACAAGCUGCCAAGUGUAUACCUGCUAUGGUAUGCCCAGAGCUCACUGAACAGAUACGUCGUGAGAUAGCUGCAUCCCUCCAUCAACGCAAGGGAGACUUUGCCUGUUACUUCCUCACUGAUCUGGUGACGUUCACAUUACCUGCAGAUGUUGAGGACCUGCCACCAUCAGUGCAGGAAAAAUUGUUUGAUGAGGUGCUUGAUCGGGAUGUACAGAAAGAAUUAGAGGAAGAAUCUCCCAUUAUAAAUUGGUCCUUGGAACUAGGAACCCGCCUGGAUAGCCGACUUUAUGCUCUCUGGAAUCGCACAGCAGGUGACUGCCUGCUUGACUCGGUGCUACAAGCAACAUGGGGUAUUUAUGACAAAGAUUCAGUUCUGCGGAAAGCUCUUCAUGACAGCUUGCAUGACUGCUCACAUUGGUUUUAUAUUCGCUGGAAAGAAUGGGAAUCUUGGUACUCUCAGAGCUUUGGGUUGCAUUUCUCACUGCGAGAGGAGCAAUGGCAGGAGGAUUGGGCUUUCAUUCUCUCCCUUGCAAGCCAGCCUGGAGCCAGUCUAGAGCAGACCCACAUCUUCGUUUUAGCCCACAUUCUUCGCCGACCAAUUAUAGUCUAUGGAGUGAAGUACUACAAGAGUUUUCGUGGUGAGACUCUAGGGUAUACACGAUUUCAAGGUGUGUACUUGCCUUUGCUAUGGGAGCAGAGUUUCUGUUGGAAAAGCCCUAUAGCUCUGGGGUAUACAAGGGGCCAUUUUUCUGCACUGGUCGCUAUGGAAAAUGUUGGCUAUGACAAUCGAGGUGCUGGCGCCAACCUAAAUACAGAUGAUGAUGUCAACAUUACCUUCUUGCCACUGGUGGACAGUGAGAGGAAGCUAUUGCACAUUCACUUCCUUUCGGCUCAUGAGAUCGGCAACGAGGACCAGCAGGAGAAGCUACUAAGAGAAUGGCUUGACUGUUGUGUCACUGAGGGCGGAGUUCUUGUUGCACAGCAAAGGAGCUCCCGUCGGCGCAACCAUCCAUUGGUUACACAAAUGGUGGAGAAAUGGUUGGAUCGUUAUCGGCAGAUACGACCAUGUACUUCUCUUUCAGAUGGUGAGGAAGAUGAGGAGGAGGAUGAUGAAUGAUGCUAGGUAUCUGAUGGAGUCAUGGGCAUUACUUUGCUGAGAAGCCUGCAGAUUGGACUCUUCUGGUUUGUCGUGCAUCAUGGAAAGUUUGGAUACCAAAUAGAAGUCACGUUUGAGGUCUGAUCUUUGGCAACAAAAAAGGCUGAUGUGUUUUGCCAUGUUGAAAUCAGAACUGGCGUGGUUGGACAACAAUAAACUAUGAAUGCUAAAUUUACUUUAAUAUUAAGAGAAAAGGCUUUUUUUCCCCUCCCCCCCCCCCCCCAAAUUGUACAUCCUUAGCUAUAAAUGUACUGCAUGUGGUUGUGUAAGAACUGUGUAACAGGGAAAGAACUAUACCAGCAUCUAAAAAUAAUUGAAUUUAUAUCGGUUUCCUAGCAAGGGCACUUAAAUCUCCUCGUUUCCGAUUCCGGUUUGUUCCUUCUAGAUUUAUUUUAUUAUAGCCGUUUACAGUCUAUAGUCAAUGUUUUCAAAAUACUUGUGCAUGUGUUCUUUUGAGAGAGAAUUUUAUGCCAAAUUGUUUUGCUGAGGGACAGAUGACAGGUUGUGUACUGGGGUUUGAAGAAUAAGGGGCAUCAUGGAUGGCAAAAACCAUCAUGAGAACAAGUGCAUGGGUAUUCUCUAAAAAAUGCAUUAGGAUUGAAUACUAUAAUCAAGUAAAAUCUCUAAGGAACAAAAUAGAGAUGUUGGGUUAUGUUUGGAAAGUGUUCACCAAAGUAUUGUCUUUGUUUCUGAUUUUUUUAAAAGAAACUGUUACUCUAUAUAGUAUGGAGUCGGCAAAUUAUUGUUUUCGAGUUUGCAGAGGUCAUACAUGUUCUCAUCUCUUCACUAAUGUUCACUACUACAAAUCUAGUUUAGACCCUGAACUCUGGCAGUAAUUCUAUUCUGAUAAGCCUAUUUAUUUAAAGUGACCUGGAGACAUGAGGUACUUUUUCCCCAUAAAAUUAAGUUCAGAACCAAUUGUGUGGAUUUUGUUGAUUGUUUACUCAACCCCGAUGAAGAAUUUCAUGUUGCACAAAUACAUACUCUUGCUGUGAAAAUGUUGCUGAAUGUGCUGUUGACUUUUUUUUGUCUAUGCAAAUGCUGUGCACCACUGCUAAGCCAAAGGUUUCGACUUAACAACGUUAUAAUUUUGCAGUUGCAUGUGUCUCACUGAAAUUUUAUAGUUCUAUUCAGUACACUUUUGAACUUGACAAGAAAUACUUUUAUCUUGGUAACAUUCUAGGCAUUUUAUGCAAAUUGAGUUUUCUUUGUAAUCCCUAAUGUUCAGUACUUGUCACGUCAGCAGCUAGACAAAUUAAACUACAUUGAUGUGAAAGAUUUAGAUGAGUUAUUUUCUGAAGAAAACUGCAAUUUUUUGUUUCAAAAGAUAAAAUUGGAAAUGUAAGCAAAGUGUACAUUAGGCUCAAAGUAAUUCCAAAAUUGAGAGUGAGAUUUUUUAAAAAUGUUUUGAGAGUUAUUCAAGACACCACCUUGGGUUUGAGUUUUAAUUCCUCACGUAGCUUUGAGGUAUUAGUGCAUAAUGUAACUCUUUGAAUUGAGAUACACCAUGUAUUUGUUCUCAGGCAUGCACUUGACCUCCCUGUUUAACUGUUAUGCAUUAAUAUUUUCUCACGUUGAGACCUAUGUACACCCACAAUAUCUUCAGGUGAUGCAUCCAUGUAAAAUUUUAAGCACAAGAUUGGUGAGGAUAACUGGAUUGCAAAUGCAAUAUGAGAAAUGCCCUUUAUAGGCAUGAUUUUAUAAUUUGUGUUUUCAUUUUUUAAUAAUGGAAUAUAAUGUGCAUUGGGGAAUCACUGAAUAUUAAAAAGAAAUUCAUCUGAACCAG
Carcharodon carcharias (great white shark) is the source of this 4467-nucleotide messenger RNA. RefSeq names its product ubiquitin thioesterase ZRANB1. Lineage: Eukaryota; Metazoa; Chordata; Chondrichthyes; Lamniformes; Lamnidae. The transcript has 12 exons. Gene Ontology annotation, biological process: protein deubiquitination involved in ubiquitin-dependent protein catabolic process; protein K33-linked deubiquitination; protein K29-linked deubiquitination. Gene Ontology annotation, cellular component: cytoplasm; nucleus. The record is from RefSeq and is a predicted model, not a curated record. The coding region runs from base 423 to 2642 and encodes 739 amino acids. Gene Ontology annotation, molecular function: cysteine-type deubiquitinase activity; K63-linked polyubiquitin modification-dependent protein binding.